Messenger RNA from Sphaeroforma arctica JP610, 189 nucleotides. RefSeq lists its product as hypothetical. NCBI's taxonomy places the organism in Eukaryota, Ichthyosporea, Ichthyophonida. The annotation marks the transcript as partial. The record is from RefSeq and is a predicted model, not a curated record. The transcript has a single exon.
AUGCGCUCGCUCAACCCUCUGGCCCACGCCAUGAUGCGCAUUGAUGUGUUCCAGAGUAGGCUGGACAACUUUGCACGUAAACUUAUGCAGCAUGUAGUUAUGCCGUGUGUGCGUAACGCUGAUCUGGUGCCUGUGGUGGGUUCUGAGUCGCCGUUAGUAACCACACUCAGGCUGCCGACAACAAACGAG